Messenger RNA from Malus domestica (apple), 1362 nucleotides. RefSeq lists its product as uncharacterized. Lineage: Eukaryota; Viridiplantae; Streptophyta; Magnoliopsida; Rosales; Rosaceae. The record is from RefSeq and is a predicted model, not a curated record.
AUAACAGAAGAAAACUCUUGAUAUACAAACUUGAACGCCCAUUACUACUGGUCCCUCCUCUCCCUCUCCCUCUCUCUCUCCCGCCACAGCCCGUACCUACGAGCUUCCCUCCAAUGGCUUCCUCAUCAUUACUCACGCCCGCGCCUCUGUCCGUACAAGUUCACCGGUGCUCCUCUUCACAUUCUCACUCCCACCAGGUGCUUUGCUGCAUUGGUUUAACAACGUCAUUUCUCAAGAAAUGGGAUGUUGCGGGGAUGUUGUGGAGGCCAAAGCCGUUCGGUUCGAACAAUCAUACGGAUUGGAAGAAAAGGAGAACUUUGAUCUGUGUAGCAAAUCAAGAUGCUGAAGAAGCAUUCAAAAAGACUGUAGAAGUGGAUAGGCUGAUAGACAAACUGAGGGAUUCAAAUCCAAUUGAACUUCAGAAGCUUGUUGUUCAAAAUGUACUGGCUUUUAAUGAGGGUUUUUGGAUACGGCUUGCGGCAAGAACUGAUACCUGUAAAUCGGAGGAUGAUAAAAAAGACUACGAGGAGUUGGCAAUAUCUAUUAUGAGCAUAGUGGAUCGCCUUGUCCAUAAGACUAAUGAAAAGAUAGAUUCAGCUACUGAUGUCCUCAAAGGGGUUCUGAAACCUGUAGUGGAUGAUGUAGAAGAAAUUCGAUGGCCCCCUAGAGAUCCUGAAGCUCUUAAGUUAAUGGAGAAAGAAAUAUUCCACAGGGAGCAAGAAGGGCAACUAGAUGAAGGCUUUCUUGCAGAAGUUAAUGCACAACUACGACAAGCGAAAGGAGAUGGGGAUAAGCCAGGGUUUGAGGCUAUGUUACAAAAGGUUUUGCAGCUCUAUGCUUCUACUGUUCUAUCUAAACGUAGCUAUGCAAAGAAAGGGGAUGAAAUUCUGAAGCCCGAGAAGCUUCUUGAAACCAUAAUCAAAGCUCCUGAGGAAGAAUGGAACAAGCUGCUGAUCAAUGGAUUGACAAUUGGCAAAGGGGAAGUUUCUCCGCAGGAACUCUAUGCUGUCAUUAAGAAAAGGGUUGAGCGGACUCUGAUCCGAACAGAGGGUGGUUCAUACCAGCAGCGUAUUCUUACGGAGUAUUUGAAUGGAAUCCAAUCCAGAGCGGAGCAAAUUGUCCAAGUACUUCAGGGCAAUCUGUAGUAGUACAUGUUCAUGAUUUGAAAAUAUGAACUUGAAGAUUGGGCAUCACAAGGGAUUACCGGUAUGCUACAUUCCCAAAGUUAAGACGAACGAUUAAGUUAGAUGUGAAUACCAUGUCAGGUAAUGAUCUAAUGCAUACAUAAUGGUCACAAUACUUGUUCUACUAAGUAUCUUUCUAUGUUAAAGAAAUUUUAUCCAAUUUAGCACUUUUUCUGUC